AUACUGCGCACUUGCUCAGAUUCUCGCAACCAGCACGGAUGAAUACUUUCUUGCUGGAUUUUAGUUUCAUCUGGGCUAGUGCUUUAGCCUUGCAAUGGUCGUCUUCACUCGACAAGGACUUGCAAUGGAGAAGUGUCGACUGGAAUAAGGACGGAAAGCCUGAUUCUUCAAAAGAUCCUUGGAUAAUAUCGACCCGGUCUUGGUCCACCCAAGGGAUUGGUGGAUUUGUAUCUAGCGAAUUGAAGAAUGGGAUAAAAUCACGACCGUCUGCAACAACUUCGCUACGCCAAAAUAAAGCAGAUCUGUCGGGCAUCAAAUGGGCGCACGCCGUUAAUAGCAAGAUUCAACUCAAUAAUUCAAUACGUGGAAAGGCCAUGAUCAUCGAAGGUGAUGUAUCUAUGGGUUUCAUCGAGAGCCGUGGUGAAAUAGCUCUCCCGAUCAUGGCCCAUCCACCUUCGAAGAUCUCAGACCUGAGUCUGACAGAAUUUGUUGAUACUGUUCUCCACAGCAAAACAUCUAAGGGAAUGAAAUUUGAUUUUAAAGAGUUGGAGGUAGUGGAACCGUCUUUAAAAAUGAUCAAAGCUCGAGCUAACGAGAUCACUGGCUCUCUGUGGUUGAACGCAGACAUUGUCCAAGGACCAGUGAAUGACACUACAAUACCAGUGGACGCUGCCCAGUUUUUGAAACUCGUCAAGCAGUAUUUUCCGGACGCAAUCCUCUCCGUUGGAUGGACAACAAGGUUUGGUCCGCAACUGGCUUUGCCGUUGCAGAUCAUCAACGAUGGAUCAUACACAAUGGAUCACGUGAUUAAAAUGCGUGAUGUUCUGAAAGCGGCUGAAAUCCGACAACAGAUUACCUUUCCAAUUCGUGCGGGGCUGUCAACCUCUCCGGAAUCUCAAGCAAGCAUCUUAUGGUUACUCGAACAGUUUGACAAUAGUUCACUUACCAUUUGGAGUGCAGAUUACGACAUGGUGGAUGUUCCUGGAUUGAUGAAGCUCGUCAACCACAUUGGCAAAGAAAACAUUUACAUCGACGUGCCUAGUGGACUGAACUGCGAGAUUCAACAUUUCGACGAGUAUCCUAUUCAUUAGCUUUUUAAAAAAUAUUUCAAUAAGAACAAGGGUAAGUUCUAAAAAA
Molecule: messenger RNA, 1137 nt
Organism: Daphnia carinata
Lineage: Eukaryota; Metazoa; Arthropoda; Branchiopoda; Diplostraca; Daphniidae
Product: protein FAM151B-like
Exons: 7
Coding region: 39-1091 (350 amino acids)
Source: RefSeq, a predicted model, not a curated record